AUGACAACAAGGCAAACUUUAUCAAAUAAUGACCAUCCUCCCAUUACACCAUUAAAAAAAAUGUUUGCUGCCUGUAGUGGAGCUUUAUUAACUUCACUUUUUACAACACCAUUUGACGUAGUAAAGGUUAGAUUACAAGCACAAAGCAUUUCCGAUAAUAGUCAUAAUAAUAAAGUAAUAGUAACAAGAAAUCAUCAUCAUCAAUUUAAUGGAAUACUGGAUGGUAUAAUUAAAAUGGUUCGUUAUGAAGGAGUCACAUCUUUAUGGCGAGGUCUUUCACCAUCAUUAGUAAUGUCUGUACCAGUGACGGUUAUAUACUUUGUGGGUUAUGAUCAUUUAAGAGACAAAUUAUGGACUACAUGGAAAGGAAAAUAUUCUGAAACUUAUUCACCAUUAAUUGCUGGAGCUACUGCAAGAACAAUUGCAGCUUCAAUAGUAUCACCAUUAGAAUUGUUUCGAACAAGAUUACAAGGCCCUGAAGGUAUAAAUGGACUGAGAAGAGUAUUGAAUGGUGUACAAACCAUGGUUAUCAAUAAUGGUAUUUCAUCAUUAUGGCGUGGUCUAGAACCCACAUUAUGGAGAGAUGUGCCGUUUUCUGCAAUUUACUGGACUGGUUAUGAAUUUAUGAAAAAAAAUUUAAAAAAUUAUUUACAUGAAAACAAUCUUGAUGAAAAAGUUAAUAACUUUGAAGUGUCUUUUUUGUGUGGUGCUACUUCUGGUGGUUUUGCAGCAUUGGUAACCACACCUUUCGAUGUAGCCAAAACAAGACGACAAGUUGCAACAAAUCAAAUGAAAAGUAAGAAUAGUAUGUUAAAUGUGAUGGAGAUGAUUGUUAAAGAUGGAGGAUACAAAGAAUUAUUUAGAGGUGGUACACUUCGAAUAUCAAGAGUAGCAGUUAGUUGUGCACUUAUGAUUUCAACGUAUGAAACAUUGAUAAAGAUGAUCUGA
Entrophospora candida is the source of this 948-nucleotide messenger RNA. The record is from the annotation of a GenBank genome assembly. NCBI's taxonomy places the organism in Eukaryota, Fungi, Glomeromycota, Glomeromycetes, Entrophosporales, Entrophosporaceae.